AUGGGUGUCCUGGCUGAUGUUUUCAAAGGCCUCAGUGAUGCUGAAAAGAGAGGCAAACACCAGGUUCUUUUUAGGCUGUGCUCCACAGUCACCAUUCAGUUUCUAACGGUGGGGAUGAAACAUGGUUACAUUGGUGCAUUUGAAAUCAUCAAUGAUCAUCGAGCUGGGGAAACUGUUGUGAAUCUCAGAGGCAGGCUAAGUAAGCGUGGAGUGUCCAGCCCCAGAUUUGAUGUGCAACUCAAAGCUCUAGAACAAUGGCAGAAUAACCUGCUUCCUUUCCAUCAGUUUGGUUUCAUUGUAAUGACAACCUCAACCGGCAUCAUGGACCAUGAAGAAGUAGGACAAAAACACAGAGGAGAGGAAAUCCCUGGAUUCUUUUUCUAG
Sus scrofa (pig) is the source of this 384-nucleotide messenger RNA. The record is from RefSeq and is a predicted model, not a curated record. NCBI's taxonomy places the organism in Eukaryota, Metazoa, Chordata, Mammalia, Artiodactyla, Suidae.